Messenger RNA from Larimichthys crocea (large yellow croaker), 1244 nucleotides. It is a transcript of the gene cmbl, whose product is annotated as carboxymethylenebutenolidase homolog (Pseudomonas). NCBI's taxonomy places the organism in Eukaryota, Metazoa, Chordata, Actinopteri, Sciaenidae. The record is from RefSeq and is a predicted model, not a curated record. Gene Ontology annotation, molecular function: hydrolase activity. Bases 159 to 896 code for a protein of 245 amino acids. The transcript has 6 exons.
AAUUUGCAGCUUUUAUUGUGAAGGCCAUGACAGGAAUUUCAUUCUUUAACAUUGAUCCCAUUAACUUUACAAUGACUGGCUUUUCGUGAAACUUUUGGAGCUCUGCAGAAAACCUCAGGUUGUUUCCUUUCUCAUCGAAAAAAUUGCAAACCAGCACGAUGGCAAAUGAAGCCAAACCAUGCCCCUGUGAUAUUGGUGAUCGGAUGGACUAUGGGGGUGUCGGCCAAGAAGUCCAGAUAGAGCACAUCAAAGCUUAUGUAGUGAAACCAUCCUCUGCAUCAGACAAGGCCAUUAUUGUCAUACAAGACAUCUUUGGAUGGCAGCUUCCCAACACCAGAUACAUGGCUGAUAUGCUGGCUGCCAAUGGAUACAUUGCUGUUUGUCCAGACUUCUAUGUUGGAAAGGAGCCGUGGAGUCCGACACAUGACUGGUCCAAAUUUCAGGAGUGGCUUGAAGACAAAAAGCCAACAAACAUUAAUAAAGAGGUGGAUGCAGUGCUGCGGUACCUGAAGGAGCAGUGUGGGGCCAAACACAUCGGCGCAGUGGGCUUCUGCUGGGGAGGGGUCGCCACACAUUACCUUGCCCUGCAGUAUCCAGAGAUCAGAGCUGGCGUGUCAGUUUAUGGAAUCGUCCGUGAAAGAGAGGACAGAUAUGACCUAAAGAGUCCUACACUCUUCAUCUUUGGGGAAAAAGAUGACGUUAUCCCUCUGAACCUGGUGAGUGUCCUUGAAGCAAAGCUGAGUGAGAAAUGCACAGUGGAUUACCAGGUGAAGAUCUUUCUCGGUCAGACUCAUGGGUUUGUUCACCGCAAGAGAGAGGACAUCAACCCCACCGACAAACCGUACAUCGAAGAGGCCAGGACAGACAUGCUGAACUGGCUCAAAAAGUACAUGUAGAUAAGGUCGGACUUAUCAACACGUGGAGUAAAGGGACUUAGUUACACCUAGUGUAACAUGACUCUCACAAAUGGAGCUUGUGUUCUGUGUUUCUACACAGGAUGAUGUGAAAACAGUUGUUUUACAUUUAUCUGAUCUGACCCUUUAUUUCAGAGGUCUGUAUGUUUAUGUAUGAACCUAAAUGUGAAUUUUAAUUGUGAAGUCAAAACUAUUUAGCACUUUUGCCUUGUGCCAAAAACAAAUAUGCAGUAUGUUGUCUUGUUCAUGUAAGAACACAAGGAGUAACAUUCAUAGAAUGUGCUUUGUAAAUUACUUCUCACACAUCAGCAAUUUAUUGUGUGAAGUUUU